AACAGCAAGGGGUCUUAUUUGUUGUGUGGUUGUAAUUUGCAGUUCGGGGGCCAGGGUAUAAUCUCCUGUACGGUUGUAAUGUUUUGAUUCCAGCAUGUGCCUCGUCGCCCUUGUGUGAUGCCUCAUGAACAAAUCAGUGCAGUUUGAUUUGAGCCCAGAACAACCGCAUCCACUUCACUACCAACGUGAGACCAGCUUCAUAGUCUUCGCUGACAGGCGGCGGGGGGGGGAGGUCCUAAUCUCGCCGAGCAGCUGGGAGCAUUUUACCACGUGACGUGAGGGAUGUUAGAGAGCAGCCAUCAUCAUUUCACACAAUCCAUGUCCAGCCUGGAAUGGCUCAAGCGACCAGGAAGCAGGGAGCUACGAUGGAGUAAGUGCAGAGUGUGAAGCCGGAGCCGGUGACAUCUCCUCCUCUGUUCCACUGCCUCCAUUAAGGUAGCCUUCAAGCAACACCUGGGCUGACAACUGCUGUCUGCAUCUAGUAGCAGAGGAGCACUUCCAGUUUCUGAGGUUGCAGGAGCACAGUGGAGGAGCGCGGAAUACUCCCCCCAUUAAUCUUUGAGGAGGGGGGGGGGGGGGUAGGAGGAGGGAGAAGGAGCUGCUGUAACGACCCCGAGCAUGGGGCAAAAAGUCCCUGGUGGCAUUAAAACCAUUGAUAUGCGAGAUCCGGCGUUCAGUCCCCUGAAGCUGGAGCUCCAGGCCCUGAGUCACACCAAGCCGUCUCGACUCGAUCUGCUGCUGGACAUGCCGCCUGCCGGCCUGGACGCACAGGUCCAGCACUCGUGGAACAACGACGACCGUUCCCUCAACAUCUUCGUCAAGGAUGACAACAAGCUGGUGUUCCACAGGCACCCCGUGGCGCAGAGCACAGACGCCAUCAGGGGCCAUAUCGGCUACACAAGGGGUUUGCACGUUUGGGAGAUAAGCUGGGCCAUGCGUCAGCGUGGCACGCAUGCCGUGGUCGGAGUGGCUACAAGUGACGCCCCGCUACAUUCCGUAGGCUACGCAGCGUUGGUAGGAAGCAAUGCUGAGUCGUGGGGCUGGGACCUGUGCAGGAGUAAACUAUACCAUGAUGGCAAGAACCACCCAGGGAAAACAUACCCAGCCUUCCUGGAGCCAGACGACACCUUCAUAAUACCCGACUCCCUCUUAGUAGUCUUGGACAUGGACGAGGGAACUCUGGGUUACAUAGUGGACGGACAUUAUCUAGGAGUAGCAUUCAGAGGACUUAAGGGCAGGAAGCUGUACCCCGUGGUGAGCGCCGUGUGGGGACACUGUGAAAUACGAAUCCGGUACAUAAAUGGUCUUGAUCCUGAACCCCUCUCUCUCAUGGACCUGUGUAGGCGUUCGGUGAGGGUGGCAUUAGGAAGAGACCGUCUGAGUGAAAUCCAUAGACUGCCUCUGCCAGCUUCUCUCAAGAACUACCUGCUCUACCAAUGAUGCCGCUUACAGUUGCAUUACACACACACACACACACACACACACACACACACACACACACACACACACACACACACUGAUGCACAGCACACCCUCGUCUCUUUCUCAUGUUUCUCUGGGAUCCUUCUUGCGUUGAACCCGUUUGACAGGAUUGUUCAAACCUCUCAACAAGUUUGCUUCUCUGUCAGUUUCUUAUCCUGUUUUUAUGACUCUUUGCAAUUGUAUUCUUUAACUUUAUAAAAAUCAGGAAUCACUGAGCACUAUGCACAUGCUUAUCCAGGCGAUGCAACGACAGUCACCAUAUUGGUGUACCUCCUCCAGUUUGAUGUGGCAUAUGUAGUCAGUACCUCUGCUGCGACCUCCAGGCUUUGUGAUUCAACAAUUUUAAAUGAACUGUUAUUUUGCUGAGACAAGUGUGUAAUAGAUUGACUUGGUGCAAAAGUGCUCUGUCAGUAUCUGACCACAAGGUGGCAUCACAUUCACAUGUCAACUUGUGCAUCCUCAAAAAACUAAUGCUUUCAGAAAAUGUGUUUUUUAAUUAGCUAAUAAAUGAAAAAAAGUGAUGCUGACCACUCCAUUGUGAGUCUGAAAUACAGUGUGGAUGAAAGCACUGAGGCCGCUGAAGAGCAGCUCCCACCACUCACUGCACUCAGUUCUCUAUGGGAUAUGGAUGGAAGUCAACUUCCUCAGCAGAAACUGUAAAAGAAGAAAAAUGUCACUGUGAUUAUUUGUAGCAUGCAUCGACAGGAUUAAUUUUGUUCUGUAUACAAUCAGUGUCUUUUUAAUUUUUUCUGUCACUCCUUUUUGUAGUUCAGUAAUUUUCGCCCACAUGCUGUCAAGGCUCAGGAGUGCAGUGUUUAAUAAUUUUACCUGCUACUCUCGGGUCUCACUGUCACAUAGCUGAGAGCCAUUGAUGUAGUGUGUUUUAUGAGGUGGAGGCCAGAUUAUGUAGGUGAACAUCGUUGUGCCUGAAUCAGCAAACCUCACAUUUAAGGCAACGUAAUGACAGAAAACACAAUCCACAAAGUGCUGCACAAAUGUGAAGGUCCGAUUGCCAACAUAUUGUCAAACGCCAUAUCAUAGACCUGUUGACUCUAGUAUUUUUUUAAUGUGCAGACAUCCACGUUCAGCACUCAGCUGGAUGUGGACAUACUGUGCCACACCUUACUUUUCCCUGCUUGCAGAUACCAUUUUUAUUUGUACUCCUUGUUGUAGAUUUGUUUGUAAGUAUCUAUUAAAGAUUAUUUCAAAUUAUA
Molecule: messenger RNA, 2696 nt
Organism: Platichthys flesus (European flounder)
Lineage: Eukaryota; Metazoa; Chordata; Actinopteri; Pleuronectiformes; Pleuronectidae
Gene: spsb1
Product: splA/ryanodine receptor domain and SOCS box containing 1
Exons: 3
Coding region: 619-1440 (273 amino acids)
Biological process (GO): proteasome-mediated ubiquitin-dependent protein catabolic process; intracellular signal transduction
Cellular component (GO): SCF ubiquitin ligase complex
Molecular function (GO): protein binding
Source: RefSeq, a predicted model, not a curated record